AUGCAAACACUUGAUUCAACUGUUAAAUGGUUCAACAAGACCGAGGGAAGGGACAAAAUAUGCAAAGUCAUGCAAUAUGGAUCCAGAUUUUUAAUGUGGCAUCUUAAAACUAACUCUGGCAAUGAAUAAUUGUCCAAUCAAUUUAAGAAUUUAUUUUAAAGCACAAGAGAUGCCAGAAAAUUAUUCAGAUUAGCCAAAUCGUUGAAUGAAUUGUAAACUAUUAUUGAUAAAGUGGGUCAAAAUUGCAAAACUCCUCAAGAGUAGGUUGCUCGGGCAUUAAAUAUCUUAACCAGAGUAUGGUUUUUAUUAUAUUGGUUCUACGAUAACUUGAGUGUGUUAUCAACCAUCAAGUUCACUACCAGCGACCCAAAGCCUUUGUAAAAAAAAGCAAUGACAUUUUGGUUUAUUGCAAUAAUUACAAACUUGGUUGACACAAUAAGACAAUUGGUCGUCAACAUCUAAUAUAUCUAACAAAACAAAAAUAAUCAAACUGCUUAGCAAUAGAUUGUUAAUAAGCAUGUUUAAAAUAGGACUCUUUAUUUAAAUUUGAUAAAGAUAUUUGGAGAUCUAAUGCCCGCUGGUUAAGGAUCAGAGUUUUUCCCCAAAGUAUUAAAAAUCAACCUAAACGAUGGAGUUAUUGGUCUUGGAGGUCUUGUAUCAGGCGCUGUUGCUGCUUAUUAAGCAUAUUGAUUAAUAUUAAGGAAUCAUAUUAUAAAAUAAAAUAAUAAAA
Paramecium tetraurelia is the source of this 730-nucleotide messenger RNA. RefSeq lists its product as uncharacterized. The transcript is spliced from 3 exons. NCBI's taxonomy places the organism in Eukaryota, Ciliophora, Oligohymenophorea, Peniculida, Parameciidae. Gene Ontology annotation, biological process: peroxisome fission; regulation of peroxisome size. Gene Ontology annotation, cellular component: peroxisomal membrane. The record is from RefSeq and is a predicted model, not a curated record.